Nymphaea colorata (pocket water lily) is the source of this 4231-nucleotide messenger RNA. RefSeq names its product protein SLOW WALKER 2. Gene Ontology annotation, cellular component: nucleus. NCBI's taxonomy places the organism in Eukaryota, Viridiplantae, Streptophyta, Magnoliopsida, Nymphaeales, Nymphaeaceae. The transcript has 17 exons. The coding region runs from base 299 to 3736 and encodes 1145 amino acids. The record is from RefSeq and is a predicted model, not a curated record.
UAAAAGCUUUUGAGCCCGGAAGGGUUUUCCCUGCCGCGAAAAAAAACCUAACAGGAGCUUCUUCCGGCUCACGCUGAGCUCUUCUGGGCAGUGAAGGUGAGGCGGACGUUUCACUCCUCUACGACGGGCAUGGUGUUAACUAUUCGAAAAGAUAUUUCAUCGUAUUAGCCCCUGUCCCGCGGUGCCCUCUGCUCAUCGUAUUCCCUCUUUCUCUGCAUUCGAGUGCUUCAAGCCCGCCGGGGACUGUGCUAGCAGGAUAUAUCUUUGCCUCAGCACGUUUAACAAACUUGCCUAAGCGAUGAGAGCGAUGGCAGAUGUUGGAAGCUCCAAUCCAAACCCUAGAAAUGCGCAGAAGAAGACGAAGAAGAAGAAGAAUACAGAGAAAAGGAAGAACACAAACAGCGAGGACCAAGGCGACAACAGUCUUCUACAAAAGGAGGUCUCAUCGUUUGCUUCCUCAAUCGGUCUUGCCCCAUCCCUUUCUUCCUCUCUUCCUGACUCUGGGUUUGACGACUCAGACUUCAGAAAGAUCGGCCCUCUCAAGCCCGUCAAGAGUUCUAAAUCUGAGAACCAAGCUGUCUCCCCAUCGGAAGCCCCAAAAAAGUCUAAGGCAGGGAAGAGAGGUGAGAAACGCAAGGAUGGUAUCUCUAAGAAUCAACCAUCAAGGUACCAAGAAAACCCUGACAAUUCAUUCAAAAGUAAAAAUUUGCAGAAGAAAGUGCGGAAAUAUAUCAAUGGAGAGGAUCAGGUUUUUGGCUCUGAAAAUGGAGAAGGAAGAAACGUUAAACACAAGAAAUUGGGUUCUGAUAGUCAGUCCAAGAAUAAGAGUAGCUCCAACUUUAAGACUAUGCCUGGGACUAAAAGUAGUGAAGUGCACCGAGAUGCAUCGACGAAGACUGUGAAGGAGAAGUUACCAUUAAUGGGAGCUAGCUUGCUGUCUCAGUAUUGGUAUGACGACUUGGCAAAGUUAGAGCCUCAAGUUCUAGGCUCUGUUAGCGGGAAAAAAGUGUCUGAGAUGGGUGGAGACCAGUGGAGUGCACUGGUUCAGAAGAAAACAGAAGUUGCAAAACAGUUAAUGGAGCAAUAUAGCCAGGAUUACGAACUCACAAGGGCAAAGAGCAGUGAUAUGAGGAUGGCAGCUGCAGCCCAAAGGUCAGGUACGGCAGCGGACAAGGUAGCUGCAUUCACGGUUUUGAUCCAGGAUAAUCCCAUUGCCAACUUACGGUCACUUGAUGCACUGCUAGCCAUGGUGAUGUCCAAGGUAGGAAAACGUCAUGCAUUGACUGGCUUUGAUGCACUGAGAGAGUUAUUUUUGGUGAGUCUUUUACCAGAUCGUAAAUUGAAGUAUCUCUUCCAGCAUCCACUUAAUUGCAUAUCAGAGUCAAAGGAUGGAUUCUUUCUUUUGCUUCUUUGGUACUGGGAGGACUGCCUGAAAAAUAGAUAUGAGCGUUUUAUUGCUGCACUUGAGGAAGCUUCUAAAGAUACACUUUAUGUUCUGAAGAAAAAAUCACUGAAGACAUUGUAUAAACUUUUAGAAAGUAAACCAGAGCAAGAAAGGCGGUUGCUUUCUGCUGUUGUCAACAAGUUAGGUGACCCAGAAGCAAGAGUUGCAUCAGAUGCUAGUUUUUUCUUGACAUGCCUCUUGUCUACUCAUCCGAAUAUGAAGUUGGUUGUUAUUGAGGAGGUCGACUUCUUUCUCUUCCGUCCACAUGUUGGCUUGAGGGCAAAAUGUCAUGCUAUAAAUUUUCUGAACCAGAUUGUCCUGCAUAGCAAAGGAGAUGGUCCUAAAGUAGCAAAGCGGUUGGUGGACAUUUAUUUUGCGCUUUUUAAGGUAUUGACUUCUGAAGUGGGUGGUGGUGAAAAAGCUGUAAGAGGAAAGAAAACAGUGCAGAAGCAAGUUGCAAAAGCUGCUCACAAAAAGGAAAAUGAGGGUUCAUCUUUGUUGCCUGCUGUUGAAAUUGAUUGUCGUCUUUUAUCUGCACUUCUGAUUGGUGUCAACAGGGCAUUUCCUUUCGUCUCAUCUGAGGAGGCUGAUGCUGUUAUUGAACAUCAAACCCCUGUGCUUUUCAAAUUGGCUCAUUCAAAGAAUUUCAAUAUCGGAGUGCAAGCAUUGAUGCUUCUCUUUCAGAUAUUGUCCAAAAACCAGGCAGUCAGCGACCGUUUUUAUCGUGCCCUGUAUUCCAAUCUUCUGGUUCCCACUAUCAUGAAGUCAACAAGUUCUGAAAGGUUUCUUGCACUUCUGUUGCAAGCAAUGAAAAGUGAUGUGAAUGUAAAGAGAGUAGCUGCCUUUUCUAAAAGAUUGCUGCAGGUUGCCCUACAUCAACCACCACAGUACGCAUGUGGAUGCCUGGUUCUGUUGUCUGAAGUUCUCAAAGCAAGACCUCUUCUGUGGAACAUGUUGCUGCAGAAUGAGUCUGGUGAUGAUGGUCUCGAACAUUUUGAUGAUGUCAUAGAGGAUCCUGAAGAUAUGGCUGGCGUUUCUCCCAUUACAAGGGUUACCACCUCAACAGAUGUUGUGUCUAAUGGGCAUAAUGCUGUUGAUAUUAGUAGGGUUUCUGACUCAGAGGAGAGUGAAAUUCCAGAUUCUAACUUGUCAGAUGAUGAAACAAGUGGCUCAGAGGGGGAAGAAGGUUUUUUUAGAAGUGAAGCAAGAGCUGUAAAAUCAUUACCUAGCAUGGGAGAACAUGAUACAAAACCUGCACAUGAGAAAGGACAUGGUCAGGUUUCCAAUCUGAAAUCAGUGAUGCCUGGUGGAUAUGAUGUUAAGCAUCGGGAGCCUUCUUUCUGUCGUGCAGAUUGUACAAGUUGGUGGGAGUUGACAGCUCUGGCAUUGCAUGUACAUCCGUCAGUAGCUACAAUGGCCCGUACCCUACUAUCAGGCGCAGUUGUUGUGUACAAUGGUGAACCAAUAAGAGAUUUGUCUCUUUCUGCCUUUCUGGACAAGUUUAUUGAAAAGAAACCAAAAUCUAGUUGGAGGUCAGGAGGCACAUGGCAUGGUGGUUCUGAAAUUGCACCUGCAAGAAAGCUUGAUCUAAACAAACAUUUCGUUGGGUCAGAGAUAUUGUCACUGGCUGAGGAAGAAGUUGCUCCUGAGGAUAUAGUAUUUCACAGGUUCUAUGUGAACAAAAAGAGCUCAUCCAAGAGGAGAAAGAAGAAGAAGCAGACUGAAGACGAGGCAGCUGAAGAAUUGAUUGGUCUUGAUAAGGACCAAGAUGAUUUUGAUGAAGCUGAUCAGAGUGACAAUGAGGAGAUUGAUGAAUUAUUGGCAACUUCAGCAGGCAUGGUGGUAGAAAGUGAUGGCGAGUAUGACUAUGACAAACUUGAUGAAAUCAUUGAUGAUGAUGAUGAAUUGCUUGCAGAUGGCAGUGAUGAUGAAGCAGAUAUUUCAGCUGGUUUGUCUGAAGAUAGUGAUGAAGAUAAUUUAUAUGAUGCUGAUGCCAAUUUAGAAGGUGGUUCUGUUCAUAUUAAUGAAGGCACUGAGAACAGGAAGAAGCGAAAGACCUCUACAGCUAGAAGUGCUGCUUUCUCUGGUGGUGAUGAUGCUGCUGCUGAUGAACUUGAUUUAGAUGCUGUAAAUGUUGGCAAAACAUCUGGCAAAAGGAAGCAUCCAAGAACUGGCGGAAAAAAAUCUGGAGCUUCACCCUUUGCUAGCCUGGAAGAAUAUGAUCAUUUGUUGAAUGAUGAUGAAGGGGAAGUAAGGAAAUUGAAACCUCACAAGAGAAAACGGUCUUCAUAACUGGUGUGUGCGCUCCAAGCAUGUAUAAUUCCUGAGAGGUGCUCAUUUUGAGUCAAAUUCAUGUCUCCAAAUUUUGUUUAUGGUUUUUCAUGUUCUGCUCAGCAAAGGUGCUGGCUAAAAACUCAAGUUAUAGGCUUGGCAGCAAGCGGUGCAUAAGAAGGGCUUGGGUACCGGAUACUGAAAAAAUGCAUACUGCCAGAUAGAGCAGGAACACCUCGGAUUUACAAUUGAAAUGGAUUAGGAUAUAGACAGAAGCUGCCAGUACUAAAAGCUGUUGUGAUGGCUUGAUUUGUUAAGCUUUUUCUGAAUGGGCGAAAGUUAACUUAGGAUUAGGGUUCUUCUUAAGGUGAUUCAUCCUGUUUUCCUUUAUCAGUUCUUUCUCCUAGUGUGCAGCAGUCUGACAAUUGUGCCCUGGAAGCUCUGUCCCAUACAUUUUGUAGGGGUUUGGUCUCUGGCCGUGAUUAUAAUGUAAAAGUUCACUAGUUUCUUUGUUUA